Molecule: messenger RNA, 1735 nt
Organism: Jatropha curcas
Lineage: Eukaryota; Viridiplantae; Streptophyta; Magnoliopsida; Malpighiales; Euphorbiaceae
Product: sugar carrier protein C
Biological process (GO): monosaccharide transmembrane transport
Cellular component (GO): membrane
Molecular function (GO): monosaccharide transmembrane transporter activity
Source: RefSeq, a predicted model, not a curated record
UUCUGUGUAUUCUCUCUCAGUUCUAUUUUCGAUUAUCAGUAAUCCAAGCAAAUCCAAAAAUGCCAGGAGGUGUCAUUACUCCUUCAUCUGCCGGAAAAGAUUAUCCUGGAAACCUUACAUGCAAGGUCUUCCUAACAUGUAUUAUUGCCGCUACUGGAGGUCUAAUCUUUGGAUAUGAUCUUGGUAUAUCAGGUGGUGUCAUUUCCAUGGAUGCGUUUUUGAAGAAGUUUUUCCCAGCAGUUUACAAGAAAGAGUCGUCGAUCAAACCAUCAGAUGAUCAAUACUGCAAAUAUGAUAACCAAAUACUAACAUUGUUUACCUCUUCUUUAUAUCUGGCUGCCCUUUUCUCAUCAGUUUGUGCGGGUACUAUAACUCGACUUUUGGGAAGAAGGGUUAGUAUGUUUUUUGGUGGACUACUUUUCGCAGUGGGUGCAGUCUUUAAUGGCUUUGCUAUCAAGGUCUGGAUGCUUAUUGUAGGUCGAUUGUUACUUGGCUUCGGUAUUGGUUUUGCCAAUCAGUCUGUUCCAAUUUAUCUAUCAGAAGUUGCUCCCUACAAGUACAGAGGAUCUUUGAACAUGAUGUUUCAAUUGUCAAUAACAAUUGGAAUUCUGGUGGCUAAUCUUUUGAAUUAUUUAUUUGCUAAAGUUGGGGAUUGGGGAUGGAGAUUGAGUUUAGGAGGAGCUAUUGUUCCAGCAGUUAUAAUAAUGUUGGGUUCCUGUGUUCUUCCUGAGACACCUAAUUCUUUGAUUGAAAGAAACCAUCAUGACAAAGCAAGAGAAAAACUCAUUGAACUUCGUGGCGUAACCAAUGUUGAUGAAGAGUUUAAUGAUUUACUUGCAGCUAGUGAAGCUUCCAAGUUGGUUAAACAUCCUUGGAGUAACAUUUUCAAGAGAAAAUAUAGGCCUCAGCUCACAAUGGCUUUUUGCAUUCCCAUGUUCCAACAACUCACCGGCAUGAAUGUUAUUGUGUUCUACGCUCCUGUUUUAUUCAAAACUAUUGGCUUUAAAUCUGAUGCUUCUCUCAUGUCUGCCCUAAUCACCGGUAUUGUUAAUACUCUAGCAACCUUCGUUUCAAUUUACGCAGUUGAUAAGUAUGGGAGGAGAAAACUUUACAUUCAAGGAAGCGGUCAAUUGCUCAUUUGCCAGAUUCUGGUGGCAAUUGCAAUUGGGCUUAAAUUUGGAUUAAAUGGAAAUCCAGGAGAAUUGCCAAUGUGGUAUGCAAUUAUUGUGGUGACAUUGAUAUGUGUUUUUGUUGCUGGGUUCGCAUGGUCAUGGGGACCUUUAUCAUGGUUGGUGCCAAGCGAAAUCUUCCCAUUGGAAGUUCGAUCUGCUGCUCAAAGUAUCACAGUCUCAGUUAACAUGAUCUUCACUUUCUGCAUUGCACAAGUUUUUACAGCAAUUCUUUGCCACAUGAAGUUCUUCAUGUUCAUAAUGUUUGCUUGCUUCAUUGUUAUAAUGACCUUCUUCAUCUACUAUCGCCUACCGGAGACUAAAGGCGUCCCGAUUGAAGAAAUGGUUAUUGUGUGGAAGAAUCAUCCUCAUUGGAGAAAAUACUUUGACGAAACUGAUGGCCUUGAAAUGCCCAAGAAAAAUGCAGUUUAGGGUUUUCUAUCUUCAUUCUUUCGGCCCUCUAGUUUUGAUUUUUUGUUCAUAGAGUUUUGCAUGUCUUUCUACGCAAGAAUUGCAUAGAUAUUUCCUUUAUCAAAUUAAUUAGUGCAAUUUCCCCUUAUUUUUUA